This is a messenger RNA of Cydia pomonella (codling moth), 570 nucleotides long. RefSeq names its product COX assembly mitochondrial protein 2 homolog. Bases 310 to 570 code for a protein of 86 amino acids. NCBI's taxonomy places the organism in Eukaryota, Metazoa, Arthropoda, Insecta, Lepidoptera, Tortricidae. Gene Ontology annotation, cellular component: mitochondrion. The transcript is spliced from 2 exons. The record is from RefSeq and is a predicted model, not a curated record.
GGAUCGUGAAUGUUAACGCAGGACUGGAGUGUUGUUUACAAUGAACAACACGGGUUUAAGUGCCAAUUACAUCCACACUUUAGCAGGCCUGAUAUCAGACCCGACGUCGGGCCCGAGUAACAGUAUUUUUCCGUUUCACCAGAGAUAAUCACCACUUUACCACCAUCCCCGCCAAAUAGUCAUAUUUACGUCAGUGUCAAUGUCAACUGAUACAUUGCAAUUAUAUUAUUAUAUCCAAAUUAUAUCGCAUGCGAUUUAGGAUUUAUUUUUCUUCAUUGAAUACUAUUACUGUUUAAUAACAUCUAAGUUAUGCAUACAGAUUUAUCACCCCAUUUACAUACUGACGAGUGUAAUGUUUUGAUAAAAAAGUUAAUGGACUGCCACUCCGAGCAUCCAUUCCUGAAGUUUACGGGCUACUGCAACGACUAUGACAGUGAUAUGAGAAAGUGUUUGAAGCAAGAGCGUCUUCGGCGUCAGAAAGCUAAUCUAGACGAGUCACGAAAACGGCAUGCGGAAAUACACGCUAGAAUACUAAAGUCCCAGAGAGAAAAAGCAAGUCAAGCACAGUAA